AUGAGAUUCUCAUUAAUACCCUCUUUGCUCGUGGCAGCGGCGGGCAUCGCGUCAGCCGCCUCAUCUUGGGGGUUUGAAGAUGCUACGGUGUCUGUCCAGGGCAAAGGUGCUGGUGUUGGGAGUGGCGUCAAGGAGAAACUCAGCGCGGAUGCUCCCCUGUCGACAGAUAUCCCACUCGGAGCUUCGGACACCCUGAAACUCAUCCUGACCACGACCGAUGGCAAGAAAGCUAAGCGGCCGCACCAGGCUUUCUUGACCCUUACGGAACAGAAGACGGGUCUUGAGGAGUCAUAUGCGUUUAGUGUCAAAGAAAGUGGUAAAGGCAAGGUGGAGCUGACGCACAAAGACCUCCCUUUCCAACUCCUGACUUCGUCUGCACCCUUGAAAGCCUCGCUCGUCAUCGCAUCCUUCGGCCCCUCAACCCCCUACAAGAGGGAAGUCUUCGACCUCACCAUUAAGCUCGACCCAAAUGUCCCUAUCUGGGUGCCCGACGAACCUGUCCGCUACGGCAAGCGUGAAGAGAUCCACCACAUCUUCCGCUCAAAUCCUACGAGUCCGCCAAAGAUCAUCACGUUGGUUUUCACCGCGGCCGUGGUAGCAGCUUUGCCAGCACUUUUCGGUGUCUGGCUUACACUCGGCGCGAACGUCAACCAUUUGCAGAAGGCGUUGGGUGCAGCGCCGGUGUCACAUGCACUCUUCUUUGGGUCGAUAGUGGCGCUUGAAGGCAUUUUCUUCAUGUACUAUACAAGGUGGAACCUUUUCCAGACGCUGCCGCCAGCGGUUGCUGUGGGCGUUGUGGCUUUCUUGAGCGGGAGUAGGGCAUUGUCGGAGGUGCAAGAGCGGAGGCUGGCGGGAUUGAGAUGA
This is a messenger RNA of Coniosporium apollinis CBS 100218, 864 nucleotides long. RefSeq lists its product as uncharacterized. Gene Ontology annotation, biological process: protein N-linked glycosylation. The transcript is spliced from 3 exons. Lineage: Eukaryota; Fungi; Ascomycota; Dothideomycetes. Bases 1 to 864 code for a protein of 287 amino acids. The record is from RefSeq and is a predicted model, not a curated record. Gene Ontology annotation, cellular component: oligosaccharyltransferase complex; membrane.